UGCGCGGUGACGUCAGCGCGUCGUGCGGCCCUGGGCGACGGCAGGAGCUGCGGCCUACAGUCAUCCCGCCCGCCGAGGCUGGAGAACAGGGGGCGCCGAGCGGACAAAGGCGUCGUGUUUAAACGGAGAUAGCGCGGAGCGAGAGGCGAGGCGGCCAUGCCGAACUUCUGCGCGGCGCCCAAUUGCAGCAGGAAGAGCACCAACUGCCCCGAGAUCCCUUUCUUCAGGUUCCCCAAAGACCCGACCAGGUGCCAGAAAUGGGUGGAGAACUGUCGGAGAGCAGAUCUAGAAAACCGCUCCGCAGAGCAGCUUCACAAACAGUACAGGCUGUGUGCGAGACACUUCGAACAGUCUCUAAUAUGCACCAAUAGCCCUUACAGAACAGUCCUCAAGGAUAAUGCUGUGCCAACCUUGUUUGACUUGACAAGUCAUCUCAAUAAACCUGAAGGCAAACACAGAAAGCAUAAGAUGAUAAAAGAGCUGACUGAGGAAGAUCUGUUGAGGGUGAAGGCACCAAGAACUGAUGGUGAUGUCUUGAGAGGACUACAAUGCAAGCAGGAGUCGGCCAACGAACUGGAGAAAUCUGCUCUGGAGGGUGCGACAGAAGGCCUUGAGGGAUCUACUCUUCUGCAAGAGUCUUUGAGCCUAACGCCUGAAGAGAAAGGGAAUAAAGAAUUUCUCAAAGUUUUAUUUGAAACUCUACUGCUGUUGGGGCGGCAAAACGUUCCCCUGGGAGGAUCUGGCACUGAAAACGUGAGUCAUUUGUGCAAUUCUCCAGAUAACAUCCAAGCGCUGCUGGAAUUCAGAAUGAAUGCAGGCGACGAGAUCCUACGGAAGAGGUUUGAGACGACUGCAGUGAACGCAGUGUAUUGCCCAAAGUCCUUGCAGAAGGACCUCUUGGACAUCUGUGAGAUGUGCAUUCGGGAGGAGGUCCUGAGAGAAGUCCGCGACAGCAACUUCUUCUCGAUCAUAACCGAUGAGGUGAUCAACAUAGCUGGGGUUGACAACGUCUCUCUGCUCAUUAGGUUUGUAGAUGAAUCUGACUCCCUGAGGCAAGAGUUUGUUGGGUUCAUACCCUGUGAGCUAGACGGGGUGUUUUUAGCAAGUCGGAUGCAUGAAACCCUCACGGAGAAAUGGGGGCUGAAUAUGUACUACUGUCGUGGACAAGCUUACAGCGGCUCUGGGACUAUGUCUUACAAGAAGCAAGUGGUCUCGGCGAGCAUCCUACAACAUUGUCCAAAGGCAUUGUGCACCCCCUGCUCCUCGUACCCACUGAAUAUAUGGAUGGCAAAGUCCAGCUUGAUUUUUGGUAUCAACAUGUUGCUGAACGUGAUGGAGAACAUAGUGUCGUUUUUCAAUCUAUCAUCCCAGCUCCAGAAGGUUUUUGAAGUCACCGUCGAUGGCGCCUUCCAAACGAACGAGGAAAAGGCAAAAGAGCUGAAAAAGCUCUUCCUCAACAACUGGUACGAAAGGCACGACACUUUUGAGAUCCUGGCAGAUCUUUACGAGGUGUUGGUGACAUGCCUGGAUGAGAUCAGCUAUGACACGUGCAGCCGGUGGAACUCGGAGAUAGCAACACAAGCCAGCAUGUUGUCAUCCGCCAUGCGAGACUUCGAGAUCAUUGUCUCUCUUAUGGUCUUGAAGAACGUCCUCUCUUACACACGGGCCUUCGGCAAAAACCUCCAGGCUCAGGCUUCGGACACCUACGCUGCCUCCAGCACUCUGACUGCCGUCCUCCACUCGUUGAACGAGAUGAGGGACAACAUUGAAGUGUACCACGAGUUCUGGCUGGAGGAAGCCACCAACCUGUCCCUCAAAAUGGGGAUCGAAUUGAAGUUGCCGUGGAGGUGCCGUAGGCAGCCCCAGAGUGGAGAGAUGUCUGACGAGACUCCAGAAAAUUACUACAAAGAAGCCAUCACCGCACCAUUUCUGGAUCACAUUAUUUUAGAAAUCGAGGACAUGUUCUCUGAGCAGCAGUUAAGGGCCCUCAAGUGCCUGUCAUUGGUGCCCUCUGUAAUGGCACAGCUCAAGUAUAACACGGGUGAGGAAAACAUGGCUGACUUGUAUAAAGACGAUCUCCCAAACCCUGAUACCCUUUCCGCGGAGUUGCACUGCUGGAAGAUCAAAUGGAAGCACCGCAGCCGAGAUGUCAAGCUGCCCAGCACUAUAUCUGAUACCCUUCGUCACCCAGACAUCAAGUUCUUUCCAAACGUCUACACUUUGCUGAAAAUCAUCUCCAACCUUCCGAUCAUUAAGCUGGAGACGGACAAGUGUGACAUUGGAAGGAGGCGACUCAAAGCCUACUUGAAAGUCACUCCAGUCGAGGAAAGAACCAGCAGCCUGGCACUGAUCCACAUUAAUUACGACACCAAACAUGAUUAUGACUUGAUGGUCGAUACCUAUGCGAAGCUGUACCCGGAGAAAAUGCAGUUGGCUCACAUGACAGAUUUGGAUAGCGUGGAAGUGAACAAUGGCGACGGAAGCCAGGUGGAAAUAAACAGUUUGGCCACGGACACCGGUCCACUGUAUGCUGUCGACGGUGACUGCAUUGAGGUGGCGAGUCACACCCUGGUGAGCGGGAUAGUGUUGCACCACCAGUCGUCGGGAACCAUCCUGGAGGCCUGCGAUGCAAGCAAGAAUGUCAUUGAGGUGGCCCAGCACGCGGAGGGGAGCACCGUGGAGCUUCAGCAGCUUCCCGUCGGCGGCACCAUGAUCCUCACCCAGCACCCGACGGUAGCCGGCGUGGAAUUGCAGCACCAUCCGCAGGAGGCUGGGCAGCUGGUGGGAAGCAGUGUCGAGGUCCUGCACCACAUGGGGGGCAGAGUGGUGGAGGUGAACGGUGUGGAGAUACAGGACGGCUCCGAGGUGAACGGCAUGGAACUGGAGCACCAGCCGGAGGUGGUGGUCGAGGUGAGCCACGACUCGGAGAUGAGGGCGGUGGAAUUUGAGGCGCCGCUGGAGGGAGGCACCGUGGAGCUGCCGCACCACGUGACCUUGCAGCACAUGCACGGAGGUACCGUGGAGUUGCAGCAUCACCCUGAAGGCAGCACGGUGGAGAUGCAUCAUCCUGAGACCAGUGCUGCAGAGUUGAGCCAACAUGCAGGAGAGAGCGUCAUGCAGGUGGACCAGUACCCCGAGCCCAGUACUGCAGAUUUGCAGCAACCUAUGGAGCCCAAUGCCAUAGAACUGCAACACCAACCAGAAGCCGUCACAACAGAGAUUUUGUGCCAUCCAGAGUCCGGACAGGGAGAUGUGCAGCACAGCCUGGAACCUGUGGCUGCAGAAGAUCAACACCCUCUCGACCCAGGGGUGGCAAAGUUGCAGCCAGAUGACGCGGCCAUGCAUCAAUGCCCAGAGCCAGGAGUCUCGGAAAUCCAACCCCAGUCGGAAUCGGUCACCACAGAGAUGCACCAAGAUCCCGAGCCUCCUAGUGGAGAGAUCCAACACCAUCCUCAGCCCAGCGCCGUGGAAAUCCAGCACCCUUCAGAGGCAGUCAUUUCAGAGACACAGCUCCACUUGGAGUCUGCCAACCCUGAGAUACAGCAUUCGGAGCCCUGCGACAUAGUAAUUCCCAGCCACCCCAAGCCUGUGACCGCGACAAUACAGCACUAUCCUGAGCCCGUCGCUGAGGAAUCCAGUGCCUGCGUGGUCCAGAACCAUUCUGAGCCUGCCGCUUUGGAGAUACAGCAGCAUCCUGCGUGCGUGACAACCCAGAUACACCAGCAUCCGGGGACCACUAUAGUGCUGAUCCAACACCACCCAGAGGCUACAGUCGCAGGGAUACAGCACCACCCUCUGAUGAUCCAGCAACACCCUGCGCCUGGCGCUGCAGAGAUCGCAGACCAUUCGGACGCAGGUGCCAGUGACAUGCACCAGCACCCCGGACCUAACGUACUGGAGUUGCAGUCGCACCUGGCACCCGAUGUGGUGGACACGGUGGAAUUGGAGCACGACUCAGAUGCAGGGACUGUGGAGGUGGAGGUGGAGCACUGCACAGAGACAGUGGAAACACUCGCCCCACCAGUGGGCAGCACGGUGGAAGUGGACAGUGUGAGUGUUUGCACUCAGGAUGUUAGUGAUGAAGGAAGAAAGAUUUUGGAAGUUAAAAAUUCAGAAGAAAAUUCAGAAAUGAACAUUUCUAGUGUAAGUAAUGUAAAUAGUUCUGAAGUAGCUGUACAAUAAAAUGUUUCUGUGCUCCCUUUGAGUAAAUUUAA
This is a messenger RNA of Amblyraja radiata (thorny skate), 4214 nucleotides long. RefSeq names its product 52 kDa repressor of the inhibitor of the protein kinase. The record is from RefSeq and is a predicted model, not a curated record. Bases 157 to 4182 code for a protein of 1341 amino acids. The transcript has 5 exons. Lineage: Eukaryota; Metazoa; Chordata; Chondrichthyes; Rajiformes; Rajidae.